Molecule: messenger RNA, 3786 nt
Organism: Aplysia californica (California sea hare)
Lineage: Eukaryota; Metazoa; Mollusca; Gastropoda; Aplysiida; Aplysiidae
Product: thimet oligopeptidase
Exons: 18
Coding region: 255-2651 (798 amino acids)
Biological process (GO): proteolysis; peptide metabolic process
Cellular component (GO): mitochondrial intermembrane space
Molecular function (GO): metalloendopeptidase activity
Source: RefSeq, a predicted model, not a curated record
UUGGUUCAAAGAAACGGUGGAGUCAUAGAGGCCUAGAUCUAUGCUACUGCUAGAGUUUCCAUAUUUUAGUGGUUUGGUAACCCCUCUCUACCGGUCCUUCAGUCACCAGAAGAGACGACAGCCUGCUUUUGAAGAUCCUCUUGAGUGGUGUUGAUUGUGCCAGCAAAGUGGAUAUACCUUCAAAGUCGAAUACCUAUUUGUUCUGAUAAUUUUUUAGAACCCGGUCCAUUAGUCAUCGUUUUCAGUCACAUGACAUGAUGACAGCCAGCUACUGCAAGAUAAGCAUCUUGAGACUUUGUAGAGUUCAUCCUAAGUGUUUGAGAGGAUGCUCUGCCUCUGCUGUAGCAUUUAGUCCAGUUCAUGCACACUACUGCACCAGUUGUGUCGUGCCUGUGGUGGACAGAGACACAUAUUCGCAGGCUUUUGGUAAUUCAUCCUUUAGCUUGAAGUCUUAUUCUUCAAAUACCCGCGUGCCUCUGUCAUAUGUAAAUUCACAGUUGCCUAAAAAAAUACAUGUUGGUAUAAAGAGAGAAACUUUGACUACUGUGAAAAUUAGGAAUCAGUAUUCUAUUUUCAGACUUUGUAGACCAGUGUUAUUGACAAAUCAGUGUCCAACUUCAUUACACCACAACCAAGGAUCUACACGUAAAAUAAGCAAUAUGGCAGCUGAUGGAAUCAAGCUUUCGUGGAAUGUGAAAAAGGAGCAAAUUGAAAAGGACACUGAUGUUUUGAUGGAGAGAGUGAAGACUGUGUAUGAUAGUGUUGGCGCUGUCAAGGAUGAUCAAGUGACCUUUGAUAAUGUGGUUAAGGCAGCUGCUGACUGCGACUGCUGGUAUGCGGUAGAAAGGAACAACAUUGAUUUCUUUCAACACGUUUCACCAAGUAAAGAAUUGAGAGACGCAAGUGUUGCUGCUGACAAGAAGCUUUCAGAGUUUGAUGUGGAGCUGAGUAUGCGACAAGAUGUUUUUGAUUCAUUUGUGGCUGUGGAGAAAUUGCCAGAUUUCAAGUCAUGGAAACCUGAAUCAAGACGCUUUGUGGAAAGAGUUAUUAAAAUUGGAAAAAGGAAUGGCUUACAUCUUCCAACAGAAAUUCAAGAACAAAUAAAAGGAAUAAAAAAACGCAUGAGUGACCUCUCCAUUGAUUUUAGCACCAAUCUGAAUGAGGAGAGUACCACCAUUGAAUUCAAGGAGGAGGAACUUGUUGGACUCCCUGAGGAUUUUGUCAAGAGUCUUGAAAAGGGAUCCGAUGGCAAGCUGAAAGUGACUUUGAAAUACCCCCAUUACUUCCCAUGCAUGAAGAAAGCAAGAAAUCCAGAGACCAGAAAGAUAAUGGAAACUGCUUUCAACUCAAGAUGUAUGAAAGAAAACACACGUAUACUAGAGGAUCUUGUCCGCCUGCGGGAUGAGAAAGCAAAGUUGCUUGGCUACCCAACUCAUGCUCACUAUAUACUGGAGAUGCGCAUGGCAAAGAAACCUGAGAUUGUGGCUGAGUUUUUGUCAUCAUUAAAGGACAAGCUGCAAGCACUGAAGAAAGAGGAGUUGGACUUGUUUCGGCAGUACAAGAAGGAGGAGUGUGAAAAGUACGGAUUCCCUGACGAUGGUCAGAUCAAUAACUGGGAUCUCCGGUACUUCAUGAACAUGGCAGAAGAAAAGAAGUACGCUGUUGAUCAGCAAAAGCUGAAGGAGUAUUUCCCCAUGACUGUUGUGACCAAAGGGUUGUUGAAAAUAUAUCAGGACUUGCUUGGACUUGUGUUCACCCAGAUUAAGACAACUGAUGUUUGGCAUGAAGAUGUUACCCUAUACAGCGUCAAAGACAAAAAGACGGAAGAGAUCAUUGGUUACUUCUAUCUAGACCUGCAUCCACGAGAGGGAAAAUAUGGUCAUGCUGCAUGUUUUGGCCUUCAGCCCGGCUGUUUGUCAGCCGAUGGGUCUCGACAGGUUUCUGUGGCAGCCAUGGUCGCCAACUUCACGAAACCGACUGCAGAACAACCAUCACUGCUGACUCACGAUGAGGUUGAAACAUACUUCCAUGAGUUUGGACAUGUCAUGCAUCAGAUCUGCGCCAAAACCGACUAUGCUUUGUUCAGUGGGACGAAUGUGGAAAGAGACUUUGUGGAGGCGCCAUCGCAGAUGCUUGAGAACUGGGUGUGGGAGAGGGAGCCCCUUCUGCGCAUGUCUUCACACUACAAGGAUGAAUCGGCCAUUCCAGAUGACCUGCUGGAGAAGCUUACCCUCAGUCGUCAGGCCAACGCCGGUGUGUUCAAUCUCAGGCAGAUCACUCUGGGAACGUUUGACCAGAGGAUACACACCCGCUCAGAGGCCAACACUGCUGCUGUAUAUUCUGAAACAUGCAGCGAUAUUUUGGGAAUUCCUGCAACAAAAGGCACCAACAUGGCUGCUACAUUUGGCCAUCUGGGUGGUGGCUAUGAUGCGCAGUAUUAUGGUUACAUGUGGAGUGAAGUUUUCUGCAUGGACAUGUUUGCCUCAAAGUUCAAGAAAGAAGGUGUUAUGAACCCAGAGGUUGGGGAUCUGUACAGGAGGUGUAUUUUGCAGCCAGGAGGUUCUCUGGAUGCUGAUGAGAUGCUGAGAAACUUCCUUGGCAGAGAGCCUCAGCAGGAGGCCUUCUUGGCCAGCAAAGGCCUGAAAGCAUAAAUUCUUGAUCAAUACUUUUGUAUCUCUCCCUACCAAGAGAAUACAUAUGUAAUGCUGGUAGUGUCACAUUUGCCUCUGAAGCGUACAUACAGAAAAUAUUAAACAGUUGAAAUUUGCUGUUUAUGAUAAAUCCAAUGUAUGAUAAUGCUAUUCUGUUUUAUUGUAGGUGGUUUAUGUUCUCUGUGAAAUGAAAUAUAAGUUUUCACCGUGUUGUGUAUUCAGUUUUCAAGUACAGGUACUCGUCCUUUGUCCUUGGCGAGAAGGCAGCAUUAAGUUGUGUAGUAACACGUAUGUUUGUGUAACAGCUGGCGAAUGUGGCCUGUAUGGUGGGACUUUGCUCUACAUGUUCUGCUUCAUUCCAGCUGGAGAAAAAUUGGUUAUGUUGAUUUUUGCUUCAUCAGAUGACUAUUUUUCCCAUGUCAUGUACUUUUGCGGUCAGUUGAAGGUUAAAAAACAUGUUUUCAAUGUUUUAGAUUAAGAAAUGUUUAGGUCCUUGUUUGAUGGUCAGACCACUGUUUGGUAAAGAUUAUCUCUCAUCUAUUUGAAAGCUUCUCCUUUACGUAUUGGAAAAUUUGUGGACCAAAGGUACUAAACUUGUAUAAUUAUUUGAAACACCAAAGCUCAUUUCAUGAAAUAUGAUGUAUACAGCUUUACUCAGAUUUUGAAAUUAUACAAAUAUAGUAUGGAGUGCAUUUUACAGAGAAAGGAGUUAUGCAUCGGACUUUCCCAUCAUGGCUGCUCUGUUUAAGAACAUUUUUGGUGCAUUUAAUAAUUUGUUGCUUGCUGGAAUCAAAUGGUCUGUUUUAGCGUUAGAUUUUGGUGUUUAUUUGUUGUGGGUUUGGUGGCUUUUUUUGUCAGCCUUAUUGAUCCUUUUUAAUGGUAUAGGGAGGGUGAAAGUUGUUUAUUUUUUUCUUGCACUUCAGUAAUUUAAAAAUAUUUUUUGUUUCUCUUUUUUUGUCUAGGGUUUGUUUGAAAAUUACUAUAUUUCUGAUUCACAGAGUUUCUACAAUGCAUGAAUGAAACACCAAUCACUGUUAACCUUAAGUAAUCAAACGAGACAGCGUGAAUGAAUGUGAUUCUUUUUUACAUCAGCAGAAUAAAUGUCAUAUUGGCAAACAUGACGAGACUUAUUUAA